Gaeumannomyces tritici R3-111a-1 is the source of this 328-nucleotide messenger RNA. RefSeq lists its product as hypothetical. The transcript has a single exon. The coding region runs from base 27 to 245 and encodes 72 amino acids. Lineage: Eukaryota; Fungi; Ascomycota; Sordariomycetes; Magnaporthales; Magnaporthaceae. The record is from RefSeq and is a predicted model, not a curated record.
CAAGACACCGCUAGAGUGUCGUAACUAUGUCUGUCUUGGCACUUAUAACCGCCACCCGCGACGACAUGUAUCUACCACCCGAGCCUCGUAGGUCGGGCUACUUGAACCAACUCCGAGGAUCCCAAGGCGCCAGCGCCGCCAUGGUGGGCGGCACCAUCGCGUUCUGCGCGGAGGCGCAUCAAGGAAGGGCCACCAAGCAGAAUGAUGUCAGCGAGCCCGGCAACCCAACAAGGGAGAGCCGCUAGGAGACGUGGCGCGGGCCGCGUGGGCCACGCAGCUAGCAGUCCGUGGAUGGGGCUUCGCCAGACACAUCUUGGCACCCUUUCCU